Molecule: messenger RNA, 793 nt
Organism: Doryrhamphus excisus (bluestripe pipefish)
Lineage: Eukaryota; Metazoa; Chordata; Actinopteri; Syngnathiformes; Syngnathidae
Product: dual specificity protein phosphatase 13A-like
Biological process (GO): negative regulation of MAPK cascade; protein dephosphorylation
Cellular component (GO): cytoplasm
Molecular function (GO): protein tyrosine/serine/threonine phosphatase activity; MAP kinase phosphatase activity
Source: RefSeq, a predicted model, not a curated record
AUGUGGGCCCAUAAAGGUAACAAGAAAGAAUACCUGACGGUGAAGGACCUGCAGAACAUCCUGGACUCGUGUAAACUCCACCUGAGUCAGAUCGAUGAGGUGUGGCCCAAUAUUUACAUCGGCAACGUGACAGUCGCCCAGACCAAGACCGCCUUGGUCCAGUUGGGAAUAACUCACGUGUUGAACGCCGCUCACUCCAAGAAAGGCAGCAUCGGGAAUCAGGGCUUCUACGGGAAGGACUUUGAGUAUUGCGGCAUUCCGGCAGACGACUCCACGCAUUUUGACUUGGAUGUUUACUUCCGACCGGCCGCCGAUUUUAUCCACAGGGGCCUCAAGGCCCCCCAGGGGAAAGUGCUGGUGCACUGCAUCAUGGGAAUGAGCCGCUCGUCCACCUUGGUGCUGGCCUACCUGAUGAUCUACCAGCACCUCCCGCUGGAGCAGGCUCUGCACAGGCUGGUGAAGAAGAGGGCCAUCUACCCCAACAGGAACUUCCUGGCCCUGCUCCUGGACUUGGACCUGCAGUUGGCCAGGAAGAAGAAGAAGGAGAACAAGUGUCAAAUAUUAUGACGUAUAUGAUACGUAUAUAUAUAUAUAUAUGUAUUAGAUAGCUCUUAGACUGUGGGUGGUUUGUCUAUAUGUGCCCUGUGAUUGGCUGGCCACCAGUCCAGGGUGUACCCCGCCUCUAGCCUAAAGUCAGCUGGGAUAGGCUCCAGCAUACCCCUAGAAUGGAUGGUCUUAAACUUAGCAUGCCUUUCUCUAAAUGGACCAAAUAAAUGUACUGUAUAUGUUUCUU